CGGGACGGUUGCGAUUUCUAAAUUUAAAAUAACUAAGCAAAGAGCUAUUUGUGCAUUAAAUUAAAGGCAAGAGAUAAUAAAAGUGUUGUGCAUUUUGAGCUAACAAGCAAUAUUAAAUUAUUUUAUUGCUUGAUUUGCCUGUAUUAAAACAUCAAUCGAUGCAAUAUUCUCUAUAUAUUGCCAUACUAUGGGCAAUCAGCAGCCAUGUGCUGCUCAUUCACGCUACUCCAUGCAGUCGUGUGCCCCAAGGUGCCACCGCAGCCAAAUCACCCGUAGAUGAUAAUUUUGUGCUCAGCGUGGGUGGCAAUGCGCAGAGCUAUGUGCCUGGCCAGAAGUACAAUGUUACACUGAGCGCUUACUCGGGCUUGUCUUUUGUAAGCUUUAUGCUCGCUCUGGAACUGGAAAAUGGCGAGGAAAACGAUGAUGCAAAUACUUUGGGUACUUUUGAGCUAAGCGAUUUGGCAGAGACGCGCUUUAGUCCACGUUGUGCCAAUCUGGUGGAGAAUACAAAUACGAAUCUGAAGACGCAUGUGGAUGUGGUUUGGGCUGCACCCACUCAGCCAGGUCAGGGCUGCAUUAUGCUGCGUGCUACAGUCAUGCAGCAUCGUGAUGUUUGGUUUAUGGAUGACGGAUUUCUAAGCAAACGCAUGUGCGAAGAGGAAGUCGAUGAUGUGGACACGCAGCCCAGCAUUGUGGAUCCUUGCUGUGCCUGCGAUGAGGCCAAAUAUGAGCUUACCUUUGAGGGCAAAUGGUCACGUCAUACGCAUCCCAAGGACUUUCCUGCGAACAGCUGGCGCACCAGAUUUAGCGACAUUAUUGGCGCCUCGCACACCAUUGACUAUCGCUUUUGGCAAUACGGCGAGCUGGCCAGCGAGGGAUUACGCGAGGUAGCCGAGCAUGGCUCGACGCGCACGCUGGAAAGUGAGCUGAAGGAUCAAAGCGAUCAUAUCAGAACGAUAAUCAAAGCGCGUGGCAUUGCCUAUCCCAAUGUAACGGGCAAAACCUUUGCUGUCUUUCGUGUGGACUCCAAUCAUCAUUUAAUAUCGUUGGUGAGCAUGGUGGAUCCAUCGCCUGACUGGAUUGUAGGCGUUUCAGGCCUGGAGUUGUGUUUACCCAACUGCUCCUGGGUGGAGAAUAAAAUACAUAAUCUGUAUCCCUGGGAUGCGGGCACCGAUAGCGGUCCUUCCUAUAUGUCUGCAGAUCAGCCACAGGUGCCACCAGAUGUUGUGCGACGCAUCAAGACGAAUUUUCCAAAUGAUCCGCGCUCGCCUUUUUAUGAUCCGACUGGCACUGAAAUGAAACCGCUGGCAACGUUGCAUAUUAAUCGACGACGUCUCUAUGAGAAAAACUGUGAGGCAGGAAAUUCUGAGCGAGUGCCUGCUGAAUGCUCCGUACUCACCUGGACACGCUGGGAUGAGUGCAGCGCAAAAUGUGGAUCGGGCAAGCAAUAUAGAACGCGUGAAUAUAAAAAUCCCACGCUAGCUAUGCGCCAUAGAUGCAACACGCCGCUGCGGGAGGAGAAGAGCUGCAUGGGACACAAGUGUGCGAAGGAUGAAGAGGAAGUGCAGGAGGGCGCACAGCCAGAGGUGGAGCAGCCAAUGGGUGAUCCAGAGUGCGGUCUGUCCGACUGGACCGAGUGGUCCUCCUGCACAGUAACCUGUGGCAGCGGCGAAAUGAUACGAACGCGUCAUUAUCUAAACAGGCGUGCGAAGAAGAAGUGCCAAAAGGCCAGCAAGGCGCGACUGCAGGAGACCAAGAGCUGCGAGGCAAGCCAAUGUGGCGGCGAGAUAGCCGCUGAGGCAGGCGCUGAAAAUGCCGAAGCAGAGCCGGAGGAAGCGCAAGCGGAGGCAGCAGGAGAAGAGUCAGGCGGCGGCGACUCGGCGGAGAAGCGUUCGCUGUUUCGCAAUUUCCAAAGCUACAGUCAACGCAGAGAGGACUACAUACCGCCCGUGUGUGGUGUAUCGCCCUGGUCGGACUUCUCGCCUUGCCUGGGACCCUGCGGCGGCAGCGGCACGCGUCAGCGACUGCGCAAAGUGUGGAACAACAAUGAAGUCUACGGCGUAACGGAUGCCAGCAGCGACGGCAGCGAUCCUUGUCGUCACAUCAAGAUCUUCGAGGAGGUCAACUGCACCAAUCCCGCAUGCGACAGCAUUGUGCCGCAUUAUUGCUUCGAAACGCUCAUCGAAAGCCACUGCCGCGACAACGAUGUGGUCAACUUCUGGUACUACGAUCAUGUGAGCGAUCAGUGCGCCAUCUAUUGGUCAGAUCGCUGCGAUACGAAUCUCAACAAAUUCAAGUCCAAGGAGCAGUGCGACGAAGCCUGCCGCUUGCCGCGCCACAAGCAGCAGCUGCAGAGCGAACGCCAUGGCGGCGUGCCGCCCCAGCGUGUCGACUGUUUGGUGUCCGACUGGGUUGCGCAUAGCUGCAACGCCAGCUGCGGCGAUGGCGUGCAGCUGAAGACGCGUCGCGUGCUGCGCACACCCAAAUACGGUGGCAAGCAAUGCCCCAAGCAUCUGGUGCGCAUGGAUCGUUGCUAUCAGCGCUGCGAUGACAUGUACUCGGUUAGCAAUGACUUUGGCGAGCGACGACAUUCGCCCGCCAAGCUGCUGCCGCUGGAGCCGCGCGAGGAGUGCCGCUACUCCGAGUGGUCCGCCUGGACGCCCUGCACCGCCAGCUGCGGCGACAAUGCGGUGCGCCAACGCACGCGCACGCUGCUCAAUACGGAUCUGAGCUCCAGGUGCAAAGAUCGUGUGCGCGUCGAGAAGUGCGUGGUCAUGCCGUGUCUGCUCAGCAGCAACGAUGAUGGCAACAAGUGGUAAUUGCACCAAGUAUUAGCCCCCAACUAACUAUCAAAACUAUGUAAUCAUUGUAAUGCAACUAAAGUAAACAAUGCAAAUAAAUUAAACAUUAUUAA
Molecule: messenger RNA, 2914 nt
Organism: Drosophila busckii
Lineage: Eukaryota; Metazoa; Arthropoda; Insecta; Diptera; Drosophilidae
Product: spondin-1
Exons: 7
Coding region: 159-2819 (886 amino acids)
Biological process (GO): cell adhesion
Cellular component (GO): extracellular matrix
Molecular function (GO): serine-type endopeptidase inhibitor activity
Source: RefSeq, a predicted model, not a curated record